Messenger RNA from Vicia villosa (hairy vetch), 1128 nucleotides. RefSeq lists its product as uncharacterized. The record is from RefSeq and is a predicted model, not a curated record. Lineage: Eukaryota; Viridiplantae; Streptophyta; Magnoliopsida; Fabales; Fabaceae. Bases 1 to 1128 code for a protein of 375 amino acids. Gene Ontology annotation, molecular function: translation initiation factor activity; GTP binding; GTPase activity. The transcript has 8 exons.
AUGAAAGGUAGAAAAGAAGACUAUGAAGAUUUUGGUGUCUGUUUUCUCCGUUCCCCAAUUUGUUGUGUGAUAGGGCAGGCGUCCACCGGCAAAACCACACUUUUGGAUUGUAUUCGAGGUACUGAUCCUGAAUGUUGUCCUUACACCUAUAUGAUUACCGCUACACAUGUACCUUCUGAGAUCAUACUUGAAAGAUCAUAUGGAUUGAUGAAUCCUAAGAUGAUACUUGAAAGAUCAUAUGGAUUGAUGAAUUCUAAAGCAAAAAUCAGAGUUCCUGGUUUACUGUUUCUUGAUACCCCAGGACACACUUCCUAUAAUAAAUUAAUAUCUAAGGGUUUAGCUCUAUGUGAUAUUGCCGUCUUGGUUGUUAACACUGUGUUGGGAUUAAACCCGCUUACUCAUAAUUCACUCGAUCUUUUAAGCAAGUCCAACAAAAAGUUUAUUCUUGUCGUGAAUCAGGUUGACCGUCGAUGGAAACCAUGUGAGAAUGCUACAUUUGCUGCUGCAUUUAAGCAGCAGUCUGUGAUGGUUCAAAAUGCUUUUAAUACGAAGCUCGCUCAGAUUAUUACACAAUUGAAACAAUAUUCAGAGCCAUAUGAUUUGGCAGAACCACUCUGCAUUGUGCCUACGUGUGCAAAAAGUGGUGAAGGAAUCUCUGAUAUGUUAUUACAAUUGGUUAUGCGGACUCAAAAACUCAUGGUUGAGAAACUAACAUACAGGGAGGGAGAGGAGGAGGAAGAAUUGCUGCAGAGACCUAAUUGCUAUUUGUUUAUGGGUUACCAGUGUACUGUUUUGUAUGCUUACUUUAUUGAAGGCCCUGUUGCCACUAUCGACGUUGUUUUAGUUAAUGGUACUCUUCACGAAGGAGAUAAAAUAAUUGUAUACGGAAAGAAGGUGAAAAUUGUUACCUCAAUUAAAUCUUUAUUGACACCUAGUCCACUAAGGGAAAUUAAUAAUUCUAAGGGAAACUAUGUCAGACACACUAAAAUACAAGGUGGGAGGGCUAUCAAGAUCAUUGCCAAGGGGCUUGAAUAUGCUAUUGGCCACGAUGAUUUAUAUCUUUUGAGACCUCAUGUUUCAAAAAAUGUUGAAGAAAGAGCCUUGGUUUCCGUCUACUAUAAUUUUUGA